UAAACACGUUGUGUGCAACUGGGUACAUGUAAUCUUGUGCCUGGUCGAUCUAAUGAAAUUUUAAUUUCAACGUGUGUGACUUUUAUUUCAAAUUUAUGCGACGCGACGUUUAAUUCGUAUUUCAGGUCACUUUGCUAAGAAUCCGAUUUAAUGCGGCGAGAUGAGUUUGCUAGUCAACAGAUAUUUGAAACUUGUCACAUCCUGACGUGACGCACAAAUUAGACUGAGAGGCUUAAAUCGUCGCAAACAUUACAAAAAUGUAUCCUGUUGAUCUGACGAAGACGAUUCCACCGGCGACUGCCGAUAGAAAAGUGUUCCUGAGCGACGCUGACCUCGAUAAGAUCGCUUUGUUCCUUGUUGGUAAUCAGCAACGCUUCAGAGAAAACAUUAUAAUCCCCAGAACGCUAGGACCUGUGCAGAUAAAGACCAUCGAGGAGAAGAGAAUAGACAGCGUGAUGGAAAGCUGUGCUUUUAAGAGCAUUAUGAGUUGUGUUCUCGGAUAUGGUUUGGGAGCAGCCAUCGGAUUAUUUUCUUCCAGCGUGAAUCCUAACGUAGCGAGCGUUGAAAAGCAACAGAGCGCACGAGAGAUAUUAAAGGAGAUGAAAAUCACGACUCUUAGCUACGCGAAGAACUUUGCGGUUGUCGGAUGUAUAUUCUCUGCUAUCGAGUGCACAAUAGAAUCGUACAGAGGUAAAACUGACUGGAAAAACGGCACAUACGCAGGCGGUUUGACAGGCGGGUUAAUUGGUUUAAGAGCUGGUAUAAAAGCAGGCAUAGUUGGUGCCGCAGGCUUUGCAGCAUUCUCAACAGCGAUAGAUUAUUAUAUGCACAGAUCUUAGACUGCAUAGUACAGAUUAUUAAAAGAUAUAUAUUUGUAUAAAAGAGAUAUAAAAAUUUAUCUAAUUACGUAUCUAUACAAUUCCUGUAUAAAAACAUGGA
Molecule: messenger RNA, 939 nt
Organism: Cyphomyrmex costatus
Lineage: Eukaryota; Metazoa; Arthropoda; Insecta; Hymenoptera; Formicidae
Product: mitochondrial import inner membrane translocase subunit Tim22
Exons: 4
Coding region: 258-839 (193 amino acids)
Biological process (GO): protein insertion into mitochondrial inner membrane
Cellular component (GO): TIM22 mitochondrial import inner membrane insertion complex
Molecular function (GO): transmembrane protein transporter activity
Source: RefSeq, a predicted model, not a curated record